AUGACCGAUGAUGAGCUUUACCACGCACUCAGAGCUCGCAAAAUUCGCUUGGGUGUAGCUCAAGAAAUCGCUUCAACUUAUGCUCCAACCCAUGUUAUUCUAACAACUCUCGUUAGUCCUGUUCAUGGCGUAACAAAAGCCAGUGUUAAAACAACUGGUUUAAUUGCUCAUUCAAUCGAUUUAUCUGAAGUUAAUGAUUUGAUUGAAGUUGUAAGCGAUCUAAACGAUGCUAUAGUCGAUUUUUGUGAUGUCAUUAAUGAUAUUAGUGUAUUAUGCCUUGCUAUAAUGGAUAGUUCUGAUGGCGAAAAUGUAUUAAAUGGAAUUAAUCAGGUUUCAGAUGUUGUAAAUAAUUUUAAGUCGAAUGACGGAGCAUUUGCUGAUUUAACUGUCACAAGUACUGUAGCUCAGGUUGCGGUUGAUGCUUCAGAUAAAGUUCGUACGAGUGUCGAAGGAUUUAAAAAUGUGACAUCAUCAAUAGAUCUCUCAGUCCUUACUAGUAGAUUCACUUUGUUCACUAAUGGAAUUUUGAAAUCCGAUGCUGAUACUGUAGUUGAAGUCAUUGACCUCGUCGACGAAACUAAAGAUCUUGUUACGGAUGAUAAAAAAGGUUCUACAGAUUUAAAUUCUACAAAUAACUCUGUAAAACAAAUUGAACCUACUCGUAUCUUAGUUAAUAUUGCUAAUUUUCGUGAAAUGAUGGAAAAUCAUAUUUCUCAAUAUACUACCAACAAAUCUUUCAUCCCUUUAAAAUCUGAAAACAAUGAAUGUUUAACUACAGAUGUUACAACAGUGGAUAAUGAGAAAACUAUAAAAGAAAAAUCUGAUUCUAUCCUCGAUAUGAAUAUUCAAAAUAUUACUGCAGCAGCUGCAUCAUUUAAUAUUUCCGAUCUUAGUACUACUAAAUCAUCAAAAUAG
Messenger RNA from Scutellospora calospora, 915 nucleotides. The record is from the annotation of a GenBank genome assembly. NCBI's taxonomy places the organism in Eukaryota, Fungi, Glomeromycota, Glomeromycetes, Diversisporales, Gigasporaceae.